AUUGUGAUUGUUUUUCUUUUUAAUAAAAACAAAUAAUAUUUUGUCAACACACGUUUCAUUUAGAUAAAAAUUCAUAUUUUUUUACAAGAAAUGACUGCUAAUAGUUCGGAGAAGAAAGUAAAGCAUUCAAAUUUAAUAUGUUUACCGGGGCAACGCCUUUGUUUGUCCGAUGAAAACACAAUAGCUGGCCAGGGUACAUAUGAACGCAUGGGGUACAUUUAUGCUACACUUGCUGGAACGGUUGAUAUACGGGAACAAAAUAAUUAGUGUAAAUUUAUAGAGGUUCAAUGUGCUGGAAGUCAAACAAUAGUACCAGUUGCUGGAGAUGUUGUAACUGCACGUGUUCUGCAAGUAAAUCAACGAUUUGCUAAAUGUUCUAUACUGAGUAUCGGUGAACAUGUAUUGGAACAAAACUAUCGCGCUAUGCUACGUAAAGAGGAUGUGCGAUCUACCGAAAAAGAUCGUAUAGAAAUGUAUAAAUCAUUUCGUCCUGGAGAUAUUAUAUUGGCCAAAGUAUUACCCCAAACCGAAUUGUCUUGUUACCAAUUGAGUACGGCGGAAAAUGAAUUGGGCGUAGUGGUAGCUAUAGCCAGUGAAUGUGGUCCACAAAGUGCUCCUAUGGUACCAGUAAGUUGGACAGAAAUGCAGUGCCCUAAUACCUUAGUUAAAGAACCUCGAAAAGUUGCAAAAAUUGUUCCAGCUAGUGCUCUGAAAACUGAAAAAUCAUGAAUAUUUUAUAAUAUUUCAUAAAUAAAAUUAUUUUUGUAAUGUAA
Molecule: messenger RNA, 773 nt
Organism: Lucilia cuprina (Australian sheep blowfly)
Lineage: Eukaryota; Metazoa; Arthropoda; Insecta; Diptera; Calliphoridae
Gene: Csl4
Product: exosome complex component CSL4
Exons: 3
Biological process (GO): RNA processing
Cellular component (GO): nuclear exosome (RNase complex); cytoplasm
Molecular function (GO): RNA binding
Source: RefSeq, a predicted model, not a curated record